CAGGGACCGCAGAGCGACCUCUGGCUGCGUACCAUUCCACUCACUUCCCCGCAAACACGAGGAUCAGAGACGUGCACUUCUCUUUGACCAUCUUCUAAUUUCACACGGGAAGAAGUUCUAACAACCUUUCAAGAUGGUGGGUAAACGGAAUAAUAUGAUUCCCAAUGGCCAUUUCCAUAAGGAUUGGCAAUCAUACGUGAAGACGUGGUUUAACCAGCCAGCCAGGAAGAAGCGUCGUCACCUCAAGAGGUUGGAGAAGGCUAGAACAAUUGCUCCACGUCCAGCCGCAGGACCCCUGCGACCAGUGGUUAGAUGCCCAACGGUCCGAUACCAUACCAAGGUCCGUUCUGGAAGGGGCUUCACUUUGGAGGAGAUAAAGAGAGCGGGUUUGAACAGAGGAUUCGCGCGAACCAUCGGAAUUUCAGUGGAUCACAGAAGAAAAAACCGAUCUUUGGAGUCACUUCAACAGAAUGUACAACGGUUGAAGGAGUACCGUUCCAAGCUUAUCCUCUUCCCCCUGAAUGCCAAGAAACCAGCCAAGGGUGAUUCUACGGCUGAAGAAAUCAAGUUGGCGUCGCAAGUGAAAGGAACCUUGAUGCCAAUCCGACAAACAUCCAGGAAAGAAAAGGCCCGCGUCCCAACGGAGGAGGAAAAGAACUUUGGGGCCUUCACAGCCCAACGUAAGGCUAGGAUUGACGCAAAAUUAGUCGGAAUCCGCGCUAAGCGAGCCAAGGAAGCAGCAGAAAAUCCAGAAGAUGCUGCCAAAGCCAAGGCUGCAGGACUUUCCAAGAGAAAGAAGAAUAAGUAGUAAAGUUUAUACUAAACGCCUCCGUUGUUAAAUAACUUUCUUAAAAAUCGAAAUAAUAUCACUUGUUAUUUCUCAUCAAA
Messenger RNA from Folsomia candida, 888 nucleotides. It is a transcript of the gene RpL13, whose product is annotated as 60S ribosomal protein L13. The transcript has 3 exons. Gene Ontology annotation, biological process: translation. Gene Ontology annotation, molecular function: structural constituent of ribosome; RNA binding. Gene Ontology annotation, cellular component: cytosolic large ribosomal subunit; ribosome. The coding region runs from base 134 to 808 and encodes 224 amino acids. The record is from RefSeq and is a predicted model, not a curated record. Lineage: Eukaryota; Metazoa; Arthropoda; Collembola; Entomobryomorpha; Isotomidae.